AUGCACAACAGUUUGAUUCUCAUCGGUAUCGCGGCUGGUUUGCAGAGUGUUAUUGCCCAGUCAACAUCUCUUUACAUUCCAGGAUUUGACCCACAGCCAAUCAGUGCUAAUAUCGUGGGCGUUGAUUCCAAUGGUCGAACUACCUGGGAUCUUCUACCGGGUUCAGUAACCGAUGAUAGUGAGGGUGGUUUCAUCGGAACAGUCACCCUCGUUGAAGGCUCCGAUGGGGCACAUUUGACUUACGCCGACGCCUCUCUUUCUCUCACCCUUGGUUACGACUGCACUUUUUCUUCCGGUCAGGCUAUCUGCAGUGGUGUUGAAAAUGAUGAGGGUAUCACAUUCACCGAAACAGAGGCGAUCUCGUCCUUCGCUGUUGCACUAGACACUGCUACAGCAGCAGGAGCUUCCGCCACUGGCACUGGCAGUAGCUCCUCUCAAGUCUCUGGUUCUGAGUCGGGUUCCGCAGCUCCAACCCAGACUGGGAGCUCAAAUUCCUCCUUGAACCUAGUCGCCGCUUCGUCCGUUUCCUUGCUUGGAGUUGUAGGCCUCGUGCUAUCCUUCUUGUAA
This is a messenger RNA of Lentinula edodes (shiitake mushroom), 567 nucleotides long. RefSeq lists its product as uncharacterized. The transcript has 3 exons. The record is from RefSeq and is a predicted model, not a curated record. Bases 1 to 567 code for a protein of 188 amino acids. Lineage: Eukaryota; Fungi; Basidiomycota; Agaricomycetes; Agaricales; Omphalotaceae.